AUGGUUGCAUUUUUUCUAUACAUUCUUGCAUACCAUCUUAAGAAUCGCACAAUUAACCACCACUUUAGAAGGUCUGGUCGAACAAUUAGCAAGUAUUUCCAUGAGUGUCUUAAAGCACUGAUUCGAUGCCAAAAGGAUUUCUGGCAAACACUUGAGCCUAUCCCUGAGAACUCAACCGACCCAAAGUGGAAAUGGUUUAAGAAUUGCUUAGGUGCACUAGAUGGAACACCGGUUAAGGUGCAUGUACCAGAAUGUGAUAAACCAAAGUACAGAACAAGGAAAAAUGAAAUAGCAACGAAUGUUUUGGGAGUUUGCACUCCGGACAUGCAGUUUAUAUAUGUUUUACCCGGAUGGGAAGGGUCCACACAUGAUGGUCGAGUUCUUAGAGAUGCUGUGACUAGGAGAAAUGGAUUGAAAGUCCCUAAUGGUUGUUACUAUUUAGUUGAUGGUGGCUAUACAAAUGGAAAAGGUUUUCUUGCACCUUAUAGACGAACCCGUUAUCAUAUGAAUGAGUGGAAUGAUGGUUAUCGUCCUACAACAUCGGUUGAGUUUUUUAAUAUGAAACACUCAAGUGCCGGAAUGUCAUUGAAAGUGUGUUGUAUGCUCCAUAAUUUUAUAAGGAGGGAGAUGGUUGUAGAUCCUAUAGAAGCUGAUUCGGACGGACAAUUUCAAGAUGGGAAUUCAGAUACGAAUAACUAUAUUAUCACUGUUGAGUCCUUGGAUGAGUGGACUGCAUGGAGAGAUAACCUUGCCCAAGAAAUGUGGAACAAUAAGUUAAGAAAGACAUCACUAAUGUCGGCUGCUUCAUCUGCGAAACGAGGAAGGGGACAACAGAAACAUUAUUGGACAACUACUGAGGAUACAAUAUUGGUUGAAUCAUUGCUUGAGUUGCAUAGUGACCCGACUUGGCGAGCUGACACUAGUUUCAAAAAUGGUUAUUUGGGGAAGAUAGAAGGUAUGAUGGAAGCCAAACUCCAAGGGUGCGGAUUAAAGGCGUCUCCCCACAUAGAAUCACGCAUCAAGACGUUGAAGGAAAAAUAUUUUGCCUUAACUGAAUUGCUAGCUCUCAGUGGGUUUGAGUGGAAUGAAGAGAAAAUGAUGUUGGCUUGUGAGAAAAGUGUGUAUGACGAGACUACGAAGGGUAAAAGGAUGCAAGUGGAUUGUAUGAUAAGCCUUUUCCACAUUACCACAGUUUGGGAUAGAUUUAUGCAAAAGAUCGUGCUGUGGGUGAAAAUGCUGGUAACGCUAAUGACGAUGAAGAAGAAGUUAGACUUGAAGAUGCCAAUGUCAAUCAAAAUGAAGCUUGAUGGUCUAGUUCAUGCACUGUCAACCGAUAAAAAUCCGACAGAAAUGCAAUAA
Molecule: messenger RNA, 1359 nt
Organism: Malus domestica (apple)
Lineage: Eukaryota; Viridiplantae; Streptophyta; Magnoliopsida; Rosales; Rosaceae
Source: RefSeq, a predicted model, not a curated record